Aspergillus saccharolyticus JOP 1030-1 is the source of this 950-nucleotide messenger RNA. Its product is annotated as RNA methyltransferase. The coding region runs from base 58 to 789 and encodes 243 amino acids. The transcript has 4 exons. NCBI's taxonomy places the organism in Eukaryota, Fungi, Ascomycota, Eurotiomycetes, Eurotiales, Aspergillaceae. Gene Ontology annotation, cellular component: nucleus. The record is from RefSeq and is a predicted model, not a curated record. Gene Ontology annotation, biological process: 7-methylguanosine cap hypermethylation; 7-methylguanosine RNA capping. Gene Ontology annotation, molecular function: RNA cap trimethylguanosine synthase activity.
AGUCAAUGCGCUGCUGCUGCUGCUGCUUCGACCCUCUAAGCAGUGUCCUCUCAGCUCAUGGCACGCGAUUCGAAUGCUGACGUGCCUCCGCCGGAGGUGCAUCAUUACAAUGAGCUUGGGGAAGUGCCGUGGGAUAUUCAGAACUACUGGGCUCAACGAUAUAAGAUCUUCUCCAAGUAUGACGAAGGAGUCUGGCUGACGGACGAUGCUUGGUUUGGCGUCACUCCGGAGCCAGUGGCCAAUAAAAUCGCAGAGCAUAUCGCCAGCGCCGCCCCACCUGAUCGAAUGGUUCUGGUCGAUGCAUUCGCCGGUGCUGGAGGAAACUCCAUUGCCUUUGCCCUCUCCGGUCGAUGGAAGCGCGUCUACGCCAUCGAGAAGAACCCCGCCGUCUUGCAGUGCGCGAAACACAACGCCAAGAUCUACGGCGUGGCCGACAAGAUCACCUGGUUCGAGGGGGACUGCUUUGAUAUCAUCAAGAAUAAACUGAUGGACCUAGCCCCUUACAGUGUUCUCUUCGCGAGUCCCCCGUGGGGAGGACCCGGUUACCGCUCGGAUAAAGUCUUCAACUUGCGGACCAUGGAGCCUUAUUCUUUAGCGAAGCUAUAUACUGAGUACUCCCUAUUCACUGAGCACAUGGUUCUCUACCUCCCGCGGACUUCGGAUGUGAAACAGAUGGCCAAGGUGGUCAAGGAUGGCCAGAAUGCGACUGUGAUGCAUUACUGCAUGGAGGGCGCGAGCAAAGCUCUCUGUGUGUAUUACGGUGGGUUCAACAUAAACUUAUUGGAAUGAGUGACAGCGCUUGGGUGCUGUGCGCUGUUUCCCUGCUUUUUUUCACUGGAGUGGUUCGUGAUGCAAGAGUGAAAUCACUGACCAGGACCAUUUCGCAAUCCUGAAUUUACUGUACAAUAUUUAUCAUUCACAUAGAAGUAAUUCAAUACCCCCUUUGAGUA